Molecule: messenger RNA, 3514 nt
Organism: Nematolebias whitei (Rio pearlfish)
Lineage: Eukaryota; Metazoa; Chordata; Actinopteri; Cyprinodontiformes; Rivulidae
Gene: slitrk4
Product: SLIT and NTRK-like family, member 4
Exons: 2
Coding region: 615-3194 (859 amino acids)
Biological process (GO): regulation of presynapse assembly; positive regulation of synapse assembly; axonogenesis
Cellular component (GO): membrane; glutamatergic synapse
Molecular function (GO): protein binding
Source: RefSeq, a predicted model, not a curated record
CCUCUGGAUAAAGAGGGGGGGUGCAGCUGAAGCACCUUCUCCUCCUUCGCUCUCCUCAUCUUUAUCCAAGAAAAACAAGAAAAAGAACCAAGAAUUAUGGACUUUUCUCUCCAACUCACAUUCAUUUUCCUGCUUUGAAACUGCAGGACGCAGUGUCAAGAUCUCUCACCCCCCCUCAGUCUGCCUCACCCUGCCUUCCUGCCCCCCCUGACAGCAGAUAAAGGCUCUCCCAUGGAGGUGGUACAGCCACUCUGGGGGCCUAACGAGCAGAGGGGAGAUAUUUCCAAGCAAAAGGAGCCGGUCAGCAAGAGACGCAUCGGAUGAAAUCGGACCUUCCUUACACCCCUCGUCCCCCUCCUCUGUUUCUCCCCCUCACACCCCUCUUUCUUUUGCUCCUCUGGUUUUGAGCUUCGGUCAACCUACAUGGAGCCAUAGGAGAGGGGGGUGCUGGAGGAACCUUGUUGCACCCUGAAAUAUGUCUGCGUCCAGCGGGGAGGACGGUUUGCGCACAUCUCCCCAACGCUGCCCGGCGUCUCCGGAGGGAGCUGCAUUUGUUGCCACCCCACUUUUUGGUUACUAAAUGGUUUUCUGGGGAUGGAUUUCUAGCCGACGAGAUGCUGCUCCUACACCUGCUGGCAGCUUUUCUUUCUUCCAUCUCGAGCUCCCUCUCCUCCUCCCUCUCCAUGUCGAAUGGACCCCCACUGGCAGAUCCGACCACCUCGGACUUCAUGGCCGAGACCUGCAGUGCCUGUUUCUGCAUGUCCAUGGAGAACGUGCUGUACGUCAACUGCGAGAAGAUCACCGUCUACCGGCCCACGCAGCUCAUCCCUCCAGCUUCAUCCCUGUAUCACCUGAACUUCCAGAACAACUUUUUAAUCAUCCUUUACCCCAACUCAUUCCUCAACUUCACCCACGCCGUGUCUCUGCAGCUGGGGAACAAUAAAUUGCAGAACAUUGAAGGUGGAGCUUUCGCUGGGAUGAGUGCAUUGAAACAACUUCACCUGAACAAUAACGAGUUAAAGGUGCUGCGGGCUGACACUUUCCACGGCAUCGAAAACUUGGAAUACCUUCAGGCUGACUACAACUUAAUAAAAUACAUAGAAAAGGGAGCAUUUAAUAAACUGCACAAGCUUAAAGUGCUCAUUCUGAACGACAAUCUGAUACAGGCACUCCCUGACAACAUUUUUCGCUUUGCCUCGCUCACACACUUGGAUAUAAGAGGGAACAGGAUCCAGAACCUUCCUUAUUUAGGGGUUCUGGAACACAUUGGGCGCAUUGUAGAGCUGCAGCUGGAUGACAACCCCUGGAAUUGUACCUGUGAUUUAGCACCUCUGAAAGCAUGGCUUGAAAACAUGCCCUAUAACAUUUUUAUUGGCGAAGCCAUUUGUGAGACGCCAAGUGACUUAUAUGGGAGGCUCCUUAAAGAGACCAACAGACAAGAGCUUUGUCCCAUGGGAACAGGAAGUGAAUUUGACGUUCGAAUGCCACCUGCAACAUCUGACAAUAGACAGGUGCCAUCGAAAAUAUCCCCAACCACCGUGGCUCCCGUUGCCACUAAAUCACCAAAAAGCACUGACUCAUCUAAGGUCUACGGGAAUGGGAUUGUGGCUGGUUUGCCUCCUUUUGGAAGAAACAGCCAGAUUGUUUCCUUUCAGACACGGACUCCUCCAAUGUUGUGUCCACAGCCAUGCAGCUGUAAAGCCCACCCCUCUGACUUUGGCAUUAGUGUAAGCUGUCAGGAAAGAAAUAUAAGGGAUCUAGCUGAUCUCAUUCCCAAACCCCCAAAUGCCAAGAAACUUCACCUAAGUGGAAAUUACAUACGUGACAUCACCCCCAAUGAUUUCCAAGGGUUUGAUGGCUUAGAUUUGCUUCAUCUUGGCAGCAAUCAAAUUGCCACGUUACAGAAAGGUGUGUUUGCCAACCUCACUAAUCUGAGGAGACUCUAUUUGAAUGGAAACCAGCUGGAACAGUUACACCCAGAGAUGUUCUUAGGCCUCACGAACCUUCAGUACCUUUAUUUGGAAUACAAUGCCAUAAAAGAAAUUUUAGCUGGCACAUUUGAUUCCAUGCCAAAUUUACAGCUCCUGUAUCUCAACAACAAUGUUCUUCGGAGUCUCCCAGCCUAUAUCUUUGCAGGUGUCCCUUUAGCCAGACUCAAUCUGAAAAAUAACCACUUCAUGACUCUGCCAGUGAGUGGCGUUUUGGACCAGCUGCGCUCGCUGAGCCAGAUAGACUUAGAGGGAAACCCAUGGGAGUGCUCCUGUGAUGUGGUUGCACUCAAACUCUGGUUACAGAAGCUAGGUGAUGGAGUGGCUGCUAAAGAUGUGAAAUGUGCCUCCCCUGUGCAGUUUUCCAACAUCGAACUACGCCUAAUAAAAAAUGAAAUCCUCUGUCCUAAGCUUGUGAGGCCACCAUUUGUUGUCACUAGUGCCACCCCUUUUUUGACAUCACUUUCUCCAGCAGGAGUCGGCAAGGCACCUCCAGGAGGGCCUGUGCCACUCUCAAUUAUGAUCCUCAGCAUCCUUGUUGUGCUUAUCCUUACUGUGUUUGUGGCCUUCUGCCUUCUAGUCUUUGUCCUGAGGCGAAAUAAAAAGCCAGUGGGCAGGCAGGAGGGGCUGGGGGGUCAGGAGCACACCUCCAUGUCACUACAGCUUCGCCGACACAGCCACAAAUCUGGCAAAAAAGGCUCUAUCCCAGGGGAUGACUUAGGAGGGGAAACAUUUAUCCCACAAACCAUUGAACACAUUGGCAAGAGCCACACCUGUGGGAUUGGACGCUCGUCAGACAUGGAUGCUGGCUUCAAGUUCGCCGACUCUCAGAGACAAAAGAUCAUCUUUCGUUCUUGUGUUGACAAGGAUAAAGACGCUCUUUCCACCCUGGAGCGCAACAAGCGACUCAGCACUAUCGACGAACUUGAGGAGUUCCUUCCGAACCGAGAGCCCAGCAUGUUCAUCCAUAACUUCUUGGACAGCAAAAGGGAUUUCAACAGUAUAGGGAUGGGCGGGUAUGAAAUCCGCUACCCAGAAAAGACAAUGGAUAAAAAGAUGAAGAAAUCAUCACUUAUAGGCGGUAACCACAGUAAAAUUGUGGUGGAGCAGAGGAAAAGUGAGUAUUACGAAUUGAAAGCCAAGCUCCAGGGGACGCCUGAUUAUCUGCAGGUGCUCGAGGAGCAGACUGCUUUGAGUAAAAUGUAGGGAUUGUUGUGUUUGAUGUUUUGCAUUGAUUACACACUUACACAUGGAAGUCAGACACGACCAGACAGACAGUCAAACACAUCUGUCUCUUUCUUCUUUUAUGUUCUUGGCUACACAAACACACCAUUCAGUCUCUCAGAUCUCUGGUCCUUCGUUUUCAGCUCUACACUCCCUUACUUACUCACACACUUCACACACAGAGCAAAAAAGUGCCUUCAGGAAAUCCUUAAUGACCAAUGCAGAGAUAGACAAAAUGGCUUCUCACUACAAAGCUAUUAUUAGAACCCGUGUGGAUGUAUUUCAGAGUCAGAGAUCCAUAC